Magallana angulata is the source of this 330-nucleotide messenger RNA. Its product is annotated as cell death abnormality protein 1-like. The transcript is spliced from 3 exons. Bases 1 to 330 code for a protein of 109 amino acids. NCBI's taxonomy places the organism in Eukaryota, Metazoa, Mollusca, Bivalvia, Ostreida, Ostreidae. The record is from RefSeq and is a predicted model, not a curated record.
AUGAAGACUAUCGCACUGUACGUGGUUGUGGGUUUUAGUGGAAUCAUCUUUCUUACUGCUGACGAACAAGGAGAUGCGGGUUGUGAUUAUAGAACAUUUCUAUCAACGUGUUGUAGUAUUGAUACUUACAGUAUUCACAGUAGUGUUACAAUUAAUAGAAUAUGCAAAGCCUGUAUUGGACGUUCCUGUAUUCCAAAGUGUCCCCGGGGAUAUUAUGGAGAACAGUGUGAUGAAAUCUGUACUUGUGAUGCUGCUGCAUGUGACGAUGUGUCAGGAUGCGUAACAACUGGUAAAAAUUCAUGUGAUAUGUGUUCUACUUUAAAAAAAUGA